Moesziomyces aphidis is the source of this 2787-nucleotide messenger RNA. The record is from the annotation of a GenBank genome assembly. NCBI's taxonomy places the organism in Eukaryota, Fungi, Basidiomycota, Ustilaginomycetes, Ustilaginales, Ustilaginaceae.
AUGGCGGACAAGCCGAACAAGCUGGCGUUCCUGUCGAUGCAGGCGCCUGCCGGCUACGUUGCUGGUCUGGGUCGUGGCGCCUCGGGCUUCACCACGCGAGCCGACAUUGGUCCCGCACGUUUGCCUGCCGCACCCACCACCGGCGGUCCAUCCGCACCGAAAGGCGACGACGACGCCGACGACGGCGCAGCAGACGAUGACGGUGGCGACGACGACGAAGGCCGCUUCCAGGACCCCGAGAACGAGACGGGGCUGUUCGCAGGCGCCGUGUACGAGAAGGACGACGAGGAGGCCGACCGCAUCUGGGAAGCCGUCGACGCAAAGAUGGACCAGCGCAGGCGCAAGUUCCGCGACGCACGGGAUCGCGAGGAGCGCGAACGUGCGCGUGCCGACAAGCCCCAGGUGCAGGCGCAAUUCGCCGAUCUCAAGCGCGGGCUCAGCAGCGUCACCGAGGACGAGUGGGCUGCGCUGGCUGAUCCGGGCAGCGCGACGGGCAAGCGGCGCAAGGCAGCUGCUAAGCGCGAGGCGCGCAAUACGCGCUCGUUCGCCAUCUCGGACACCAUCCUCGUGGCCAAUCGCGACCGCAAUGCCGUCGAGUCGGCGCUCACGCAGGACCAGAUGAACACCGCCGACGGCAUCGCCUCGCUCGCCGAGAUCGGCGAGGCGCGCAACAAGAUCUUCAGCCACCAGCUCGAUCAGGCCUCUUCCUCGUCCAGCAGCGCGCUGUCGGGCACGGCGACAUCGAUCGAUCCAAAGGGCUACCUCACCGAGCUCUCGUCGAGCGUGAUCAAGACCGACGCCGAGAUCGGCGACAUCGCCAAGGCUCGCACGCUGCUCGACUCGGUCAUCAAGACCAACCCACGCCACGCGCCCGGCUGGAUCGCUGCGGCGCGUGUCGAGGAAGUCGCGGGCAAGAUGUCGAGCGCACGCAAGAUCAUCAGCCAGGGCUGUGAGCAUUGCCCGCGCUCCGAGGAUAUCUGGCUCGAAGCCGCACGCCUCAACACCACCGACAAUGCCAAGGUCAUCCUGGCGCGCUCCAUCCAGCACGUCUCGACCUCGGUCAACAUCUGGCUCAAGGCGGUCGAGCUCGAGUCGGAUCCAGAGAGCAAGAAGCGCGUGCUGCGCAAGUCGCUCGAAUACAUCCCGCACAGCGUCAAGCUCUGGAAGGAGCUCGUGAAUCUCGAGGAGAAUCCGGAGGAUGCACGCAUCCUGCUCAGCGGGGCGGUGGCCGCGGUGCCGAUGAGCAUCGAGCUGUGGCUGGCGCUGGCGCGGUUGUCGCCGCCAAACGAUGCGAAGAAGGUGCUCAACGAGGCGCGCAAGACGAUCCCCACGUCGCACGAGAUCUGGAUCGCUGCAGCGCGCCUGCUCGAGGAGACCGAGGGCGACGAGGGUAAGGUGGACAAGACGGUGGCUGCGGCGGUCAAGGCGCUCAAGAAGGCGGGGGUGCAGCUGUCGCGCGAGCAGUGGUUCCAGGAGGCCGAAAGCGUCGAGAACGACGGCAGCCCACUCACGUGUGCGGCGAUCGUCAAGGCGACCAUCGAGCUGGACCUGGACGAGCAGGAUCGUCGUGCGGUGUGGGUGGAAGAGGCGCAAUCGGCACUCGAGCGCGGGUGCGUCCAAGUGGCACGCAGCAUUCUGGCGUAUACGCUGCGCGAGUUUCCCGACCGGCCUGCCAUCUGGCUCAGUGCCGUUGCACUCGAGCAGGCCCACGGCACACGCGAUGCAGUCGAGGCGCUGUUGGAACGCGCGGUGGCGAGUUGUGCGCAAGCCGAGGAGUUGUGGCUGCUAUAUGCGCGCGAAAAGUCGACGGCGGGAGAUAUCCCCGGCGCGAGGGGGGUGCUCAUCCGUGCAUUCGACGCCAACAUUGGUUCGGAACGCAUCUCGCUCGCUGCAGCCCAGCUCGAGGCGGAUAGCGGCCAGCUGGUCGCCGCGGGUAAGCUGCUCGAGCGCGCUCGCAGCGAGGUGGGUACGGCGCGCGUGUGGAUGAAAAGCGCCCUGCUCGAGCGCGAUUUCGGCUCGCCCCAACGUGCGCUGGAGUUGGUGGAUGCUGCAGUGGCCAAGUUUCCCAAACACGAUAAGCUGUACAUGAUGGGCGGCCAACUCAAGCGUACCGUGGCUACGGAUGCUGCGCAAGGCAUUCGUGAUGCGCGCGAGUACUACGCACGUGGCGUACGCAACUGUCCCACCUCCAUCCCGCUCUGGAUUCUGGCGAGUCGGUUGGAGGAGGAAGCGGGGUUGGUGAUCCGCGCGCGCGCACUGCUCGAAAAGGCACGUAUGCAUGCCCCCUCGGCCGCGAUCUGGUCCGAAUCCAUCGCCGUCGAACACCGUGCCGGCUCCAAUUCCCAAGCCCGCACCCUCCUCUCCCGUGCCCUCCAAGAUCUCCCUUCCUCUGGACAGCUCUGGGCGCUAGCGGUUGCAUUUGAACCUCGCACCGGUCGCAAAACAAAGAUGGCCGAUGCAUUGAAAAAGACCGCCGACGAUUCGCGGGUACUCACCGUCGUAGCCCAACAGUUCGCGCUGGAAAGCAAGAUCCCCCAGGCAAGAAAGUGGUUCCACCGCGCAGUAGCUGCCGACCCAGACAACGCAGACGCCUGGGCUGCCUGGUACCGCUUCGAAUCGCAACAAGCCAACCAGGACCAAAUCUCCCAACUCCUAGACGCAUUCCUAAAGGCCAACCCCCGCCACGGCACAACCUGGCAACCCAUCGCCAAGGAUCCAGCCAACAAAAGCCUCUCCAAACACGACCUCCUGCGCAAAGCUGCCGCCCAAAUCACUCCGCUCUCCUAA